Messenger RNA from Epinephelus lanceolatus (giant grouper), 1671 nucleotides. RefSeq names its product transmembrane protein 44 (gene tmem44). Gene Ontology annotation, molecular function: basic amino acid transmembrane transporter activity. Lineage: Eukaryota; Metazoa; Chordata; Actinopteri; Perciformes; Serranidae. Gene Ontology annotation, cellular component: membrane. The record is from RefSeq and is a predicted model, not a curated record.
CUAUCAGUGAAUGAGGCCCAAUGUCUGGUGGUUUCUGCUUCUCACUGUGCGCGCCCCCGCUGGGUGCACAGUGUAUGCAAAUCUGGGCAGGUUGGCACAGCUCGGCACCGCAUCCGUUAUGCUCAGGUGCAUUUGACGGCUGUAUGGGUACAUAGGUACUGCAUUAAUUUAUUUAAGCACCGCGAAAUGUAAACGAAUUUCCAGUUAACAUGGGAGGACGCACAUUGACCCUGGAGAGUCACACUAGCGGAGAUCUCAACACUUUCCUCCUCAGUUUGGUUGAGUUUUGCGUCGAUUCAGUCACCACCUGUUUCUCCCAUGACGCAGACAAACUUUGCGUCUCCAUCGGUCUCAGCUCUCUGUCUGCGCUGGUUUUACUGCUGUCAUGCCUCCUGCUCGUGUACCAGAGCUGCACGUUUCGGGGAGAGAAUCCGGGAGGAACCUCCAGUUUCCUCUAUAGCCUCCUCGGUAACAUGUGCAGCACAGUUGGAGCCAUUCUGUCGAGACAGCUGCAGAUUCAAGUUCUGUUGGGUGCUUUUGCUGCUGCCCUGGAUGCUGUCACUUUCAUGUCAUGCUGCUGCCAUGUGCUGCUGUGCUGGAACUCAAAGGCAGAAAGGAGGCUGAGGAUGAGGAGGGGGCGGAGGAGACAGCACCUCCUUGCAAUAUGUGUACUGAUGGUGGUUGCAGGAGGGUUUCUGAAGUCAAAGGUGGCCCAACAACCAGCGGACAGACCUCUCAUCAGGAGGAGGCUGCAGCAUUUCGCUCUUCAAGACAACACUGAAAUCCUUGGUUACAUACUUGGCCUGCUGUCCUUUGUCAUCGCCUGCACCUCCAGGUUCCCUGCACUCUGCAGAGCAUAUAGAGGACAGAUGUUGACCUGGGCCUACGUGAUCUCUGGACUGCUGUGCUCACUGGCUGGUGCCCUCUAUGCUGCUGCCAUACUCCUGUACGACACUCAGUUUGGGUUUCUUUUAAGAGUCAUGCCGUGGUUGCUGUCAGCAAUAUGCUGCAUCGCCCUGGACCUUCUUAUUCUUGUCAUUCAUUUGUGCAAGAGAGGAACAAGACGGCAGCUCACCAGUUUAUCUCCAGACACAGAGAGCCUUUUAGGUGGCUCAGGCACUGAGGAUAACGCGGUCAUGAAGAGACAGAGGAAACAGCAAGUUCAGUCAAGUUCAGCACAAACAAAAGUCCAGAAGAUGACAGAGAUGGGACGCUACAUGGACGUCAGUGCUCAACCUGCAAGAAAAAUAUUUCUUAAGGAGGUGAUGCUGUCCAAGGAGAAAACGGAAGACCGGCCUCUCAACAGGAUGAUGCGAGUGAUCGGAGUCAACAGUUUCUGCUCCUCAGAUACGUCCUGUGAAUCUUCGCCGGCGAGCUCUGAUCUGGAGUGGGAUUUUGAAGAGGCAAGUGCAGGGUGGAGUGACCCAAAAGCAAAGCAACAGAAGAGGGACGAGUUUCCACCUCAAGAAGUGCCAGCAAACCCAAGACCCUUCAACAUGUGCACCUGUGUCAUGUUCAGACCCCCACAGAAAGCUCUGUCAUGCACCAAAGAGGGUGAGAGCAUCACUGCGGCAAGUCUGGCAGAAUGACAAAGGAAUGCCAUUCUCAAUUAGUAAUGUGAUACACAUCUGGAGCAUUAAUUUGAGGGGAAAUAAAACAUGGAAACACUGA